AUGGAUCGCCUCCUGGCCCGCCGACCCGCAAGGCGGGGGCUCAUGCUGGCCGCGGAGGCCCUGCGGUGCCGCCACCGGCGCCUGUGCGCCUCUGCGGCGUCCGAGCUGUACGACGUGGUGAUCGUCGGGUCGGGGAUGGUGGGCGCGGGUUUGGCGGCGGCGCUUGGUGCGAGCCCGCUUACGGAUCGUCUGAGAGUUGCGGUCCUGGAUCAAAAGACACCAGAGGACAAGCUGGCUUCAUCCCUCAGCCCCAUCCCAGAGAUGCGGGUGAGCACUUUGACACCUGCCAGCAUCCAACUGCUGGAGAAAACAGGUGCUUGGGACAGAAUUCUACCACCCAGCUGCGCUUCAUUUUCCCACAUGCAGGUUUGGGAUUACAGUGGUGCAGGUUGCCUUCGGUGGAGUGCUGCAGACAUCCAGAGGGACACAAUGGGCGCCAUCAUUGAAAAUGGAGUGCUGCAAUCCGCUUUCCUGGCGGUUGCCAGGGAGAGAGCUGGGGUAGAAUGCAUAAUGCCAGCGACAGUGAAGGCGCUCGUGCAGGCUCCGUAUGCCAGAGAGCCUGGCUCCAAUUCAGCCAACCCCUCAUCCAUUCUUCGACUAGAAGAUGGCAGAUUGCUCAGAGCGAGGCUGGUGGUGGGUGCCGAUGGUGCACAUUCAAACAUCCGGCAGAUGUCUGACAUACGAACAGUUGGCUGGGAAUACGACCAGAGAGGUUUGGUGGCCACGGUGCGCGUGUCGUUCCCAACAGACACUGCCUGGCAGCGUUUCCUUCCCACUGGCCCUGUGGCACUGCUGCCAGUGAGGGCAGGCUUCUGUAACGUUGUGUGGUCCACCACUCCUCCGAUGGCCAGACAGCUGGAGAAGGCACCUCUUGACAAGGUGGCACUUGCGAUCAACGAGGCAUUCCAUGGUGGCCCCAGCAACGAUCCGCCCUCGCCUGUGGCAUCCAUGCUGGAAAAAGCUGGCCAAGAGCCAUCGAUGUUCUGCAGCCCUCCGGCAGUUGUCGAGAUCGUGGGCGGACCACCCCGAUCUUUCCCAUUGAAACUGAUGCACGCUGGAAGUUACGUUCGCCCUCGCCUGGCCCUUGUGGGCGAUGCGGCCCAUGUUGUGCACCCUCUGGCUGGACAGGGGGUGAAUCUGGGGCUGGGGGACGUGCAGCAGCUGGCCGAGGCGCUGGCAGCAGCUGUGGAAACUGGACAGGACAUUGGAGACUUGCACUUGCUACAGACGACAUACGAGCAGCCAAGGCUGAAGGCGAAUUUGGCCAUGAUGGCGGCCCUGGAUGCCUUGAAGCGUGCAUUCGGAGUGCAGAGCGAGCUGUUCGCCCAGAUGCGCAACCUCGGCCUGGACGUCCUGAACGCGGCCAAGCCCAUCAAGAACAGGGUCAUGCAGUACGCCAUGGGCCUGUGA
This is a messenger RNA of Ostreobium quekettii, 1410 nucleotides long. The record is from the annotation of a GenBank genome assembly. Lineage: Eukaryota; Viridiplantae; Chlorophyta; Ulvophyceae; Bryopsidales; Ostreobiaceae.